Messenger RNA from Cyprinodon tularosa, 3154 nucleotides. It is a transcript of the gene slc37a1, whose product is annotated as solute carrier family 37 member 1. Gene Ontology annotation, biological process: glucose-6-phosphate transport; phosphate ion transmembrane transport. Gene Ontology annotation, molecular function: glucose 6-phosphate:phosphate antiporter activity. The transcript is spliced from 21 exons. Bases 306 to 1940 code for a protein of 544 amino acids. The record is from RefSeq and is a predicted model, not a curated record. Gene Ontology annotation, cellular component: endoplasmic reticulum membrane. Lineage: Eukaryota; Metazoa; Chordata; Actinopteri; Cyprinodontiformes; Cyprinodontidae.
AUACCAGUUGUGUGUCGCUGAGUGCGGCUCUGUGUAAAGAGGUUGGUUGGAUGGUGACAGUUGCUAGCUUUCACUCAACAAGGAAGUAGAAGCUGCCGUGUUCCGCAGACGGAACAAAGGUCCGUGGUUUGGUGUAAUCGGUGUCAGCCAUGUCUCUGUUACGCUUCCAUGUCCCUGCGUGUCUGCGGUAAGAUGAAGAUGACUUCCUACAGCGGACCUGUGUCUCUCUGAAGCUGAUGGUCUGAUUUGGAAUGCAGAGCUGAUUUUAGCUGCUGCUUCCCACAUCGGCACAUCUUUGGUCAAGCAUGGCUCCUGUUCCUCCUGGGAUCCGGCUGCUGGUGUCCUUCAACAGGGACCAAUGGUAUCGGGCUCUUACCUUCAUCCUCACCUUCCUCCUCUACACUAGCUUCCACCUCUCCAGGAAACCCAUCAGCAUAGUAAAGAGCGAGCUUCAUAGGAACUGCUCAUCUGCCAGUGAACUGGCCUCUGUCGCUUUGGGCAGAAGUGGGGGCCGGGAAGCCCCUCUCCCUUCACUCCACACAGAUAAUGAGUGCGGCUGGAAACCUUUUGAUAAAAGCAACUACAAACAGCUGUUAGGAGCCAUGGACUACUCCUUCCUCUGUGCCUAUGCCAUCGGGAUGUAUCUCAGUGGCAUCAUUGGGGAGCGCCUACCUAUCCGGCUGUAUCUCACAGUGGGAAUGCUGGCCAGUGGGCUUUUCACCUGCCUGUUUGGCCUCGGCUACAUCUACAACAUCCACAGCCUGGGUUUCUACAUAUUUGUUCAGGUGGCCAACGGGCUUGUUCAAACCACUGGCUGGCCCAGUGUAGUGACCUGUAUUGGCAACUGGUUUGGAAAAGGAAGGCGUGGGCUCAUCAUGGGGCUUUGGAACUCACACACCUCAGUGGGAAACAUCCUGGGUUCUCUAAUCGCUGGGUACUGGGUCUCAUCUAACUGGGGCCUCUCCUUCAUUAUACCUGGCCUCAUCAUUGCAGCCAUGGGAGUGAUUUGUUUCCUUUUUCUUAUUGAACAUCCCAAUGACUUAAAAGGUGUUUAUGCUCAGAACCUUUGUCCUGGAAAUGGUGUUUCAGCCAAAAGCUGGAAUGGAGCAAAUGGACAUUCAAAGGUUUACCUGCAGUACAAGGACAACAAAACACAGGCCUACAGCUAUCUGAAGGAAAGUCUUCUGAAUAGGAAGAGCUAUGACACGGAGCUGCUGCUACCCCGGGACUCCGUCUGUGUCCCUGCGCAGCCUGUUGUGGUAGUGAAGAGUGAGUCGGAGCCGUCUGCCAUCAGCUUCAUGGGAGCACUGCGAAUACCUGGAGUGGUGGAGUUUUCUCUGUGCCUCCUCUUUGCCAAACUGGUCAGUUAUACCUUUCUUUUCUGGCUGCCCCUCUACAUCACGAAAGCAGCUCACCUGGAUGCAAAGAGAGCUGGAGAUCUGUCCACCUUGUUUGAUGUUGGAGGAAUUGUUGGAGGGAUUUUGGCAGGACUCAUCUCUGAUAAACUGGGGAAGAGAGCCACCACAUGUGCUGUCAUGCUGCUGCUGGCUGCUCCUACGCUCUAUGGCUUCUCAAUGAUCAGCCAGUUUGGUCUGGGUCCAACUGUUGGAAUGCUGUUGGUGAGUGGGGCGCUGGUAAAUGGACCAUAUGCCCUCAUUACAACUGCAGUGUCAGCAGAUCUGGGAACCCAUAAAAGCCUGAAAGGCAACUCCAGAGCUCUGUCCACCGUUACCGCCAUCAUUGAUGGGACAGGAUCCGUAGGUGCAGCUCUGGGCCCCCUGCUGGCUGGCCUGUUAUCUGCAGGCGGCUGGGAUCAGGUCUUCUACAUGCUGAUGACAGCGGACUUCCUGGCCUUGUUGCUUUUGUUACGGCUGGUGACGAAGGAGCUGUCCUCAUCUAAAUCUCAUCCAGUCUCUGCUAUGGAGUUAAAGGAGCACUGAACACUGGCUACACCACUACUAAUCCCUUCUGAAAGUUGAUGGCAGCACAAUAAGAACUGUGAGGGGGAGGUGAAUCCUUCCGAUGCUCAGGCAGAAAAUCAGUAAAUCAGUCCUGUUUUUUUUUUUUUGGGGGGGGGUAGGGGGUUAUGGUGUAUAUCUCAGUUGUGUCUGAAUCUACUUGGGCCCUUAUAUUUAAGUAAUGUCCUGCCAGUCGGACCACUGAGUGCUCCAUCCCUCUCACUGGCAUUUAUUUUAUGCUUUUUUUUUUAUUUUGUGUCAUUCUAUUUUGAUGCAGCACAGACAUCUCUGUAUACACAUUCACCAAUUGGUCAGUAAGGGCCAACCUGCCUUGACGUUUUCUAUUUGGUAAAGUGAGCCUGUAGCUCUAGAAGUCUGAUGUCGGCAUGCCUGGGAGAAGCUCCUCCUCGCUGGUUUCUACAUGAUGUGCCUGUUUCAUGCAAAGCGUGUUUAGCAUGUUCCAGCAGCUGAUGGAUGAAAUAAAGCUGCUGGUUUGAAGUCAUCUUUGCCUUACUACACCAAAGAGCUUAUGGGAUCCAUUUAAUGGCUGAUUGGAAUGGAUCUUAAUCUGUGUUUAUUUCUGAUUAUUAUUAUCCUUGUAAUGAGGGAACCAAAGCUCUAUUUUUCUAAGCUGCUAAAAAGACCGUGGUUUGUCCUUGUGGUGGGGGGGAGACGGCUGACAUAUUGUGAAUGUACCUGCCGGAUCAGAAGGUUGGCUUUACCAACUUCAUGGGUUAAUUUACUUGUGCUUUUCUGUAAGGUUCUUUUUUUUUUUUUUUUUUUUUUUUUUUUUUUUAAACAACAUGCACGUUGUAAUUAAAUUGCAACUUUCCCUUUUUUUCUAAUUGUUAUUUUUUUUAAAUGAUCAGUCCUUUCCUUAAAUAUUUCUGAAUCUGAAAAGAUCUUUUGGUAUUUUUGAUUUUAUCAGUUAAUUAUUUAUGUUCAUUUAUGUUAAUUUAUUGAACACCUGGAAAAUAUUUUUCAUUUUUAGAAGGAGACCACAUUUUUAUUUAUUAUGUGAUGGUGUAGGACUUAAGUACUUGAAAUGUUGCGUGCCUUGUAUGAAGCAAUUGCAGAUUAUUUUUUUGUUUCUUUAUUUUUUGUUGUGCGGGAAGAAAAUCACAAAGGUAUAAUUUCUAAAGAUGAUUAUUAAUGAGAAUUUCUGGCAAACAUAAAUAAACUUGUUUGUUCUGGGA